Molecule: messenger RNA, 1059 nt
Organism: Wallemia ichthyophaga EXF-994
Lineage: Eukaryota; Fungi; Basidiomycota; Wallemiomycetes; Wallemiales; Wallemiaceae
Product: Ribosomal RNA-processing protein 8
Exons: 5
Coding region: 1-1059 (352 amino acids)
Biological process (GO): rRNA methylation; ribosomal large subunit biogenesis
Cellular component (GO): nucleolus
Molecular function (GO): rRNA (adenine) methyltransferase activity
Source: RefSeq, a predicted model, not a curated record
AUGACCAAUGAUAUCAAAUCUGCCGAGAGCAACCUGGGCAAGCUGAUGGCCAAAAUGCAGUCAAUUGAUGGCGAUAAGAAUGCUGUAAGCGAUUCUAAACCGAAGAGGAGCAACAAGAAGGACUCUAAACCGGCUGAGAAGGGUGGUUCGAAGAAGACACCCACGGCGAAUAAGGAUAAAGCCGAUAAGACAGACAAUAAGAAUAGAAAGCAGCAGACCCAGCCGAAGCAGCAGAAAGCAACUCCUUCACCCUCAAAACCCAAAGAAGAAGCCAAACCAACCAAAAAGCGUAAGUUAGAGCAGUCUGGAGAACAAAAGAAUGUGAAUAAGGGCGAUAAGAAGAAGGCUGAGAAGAUUGAAGGCGAUGGGAAUACCUCGUUACAAGCUAAAAUGAAGAAAAGCUUAUCAGGUGCUAGAUUCAGGUGGAUAAAUGAGACGCUAUACACGACUGAUUCUCAAGAGGCGCAUGAAUUGAUGCAGGAUGAUCCUAGUAUCUUCAACGAGUACCACGAGGGAUUCGUAGAGCAGACAAAGUCUUGGCCUCAAAACCCUGUUGAAGUGAUCGCCAAGUCGCUCUCAUCGCUUCCUACAAGUUCUACUCUGAUCGUUGAUCUGGGAUCGGGCCCAGCCACGCUUGCCAAAGCGUUACCGAAGCACAGGGUGUUAUCAUAUGACCUGGUUGAAGCUGAAAAUGGAGCUGUCGUCGAAUGCGAUAUCGCGAAGAAAGUUCCGCUGCCUACAGCCUCAGUCGACAGGGUCGUCUUUUGCCUUAGCCUUAUGGGAUCAAAUUGGGUUGGAGCUAUCACUGAGGCCGAAAGAAUACUCGUCGCAAAGGGCAAAGUGCACAUUGCCGAAGUGAAAUCGAGAUUCUCAAGCAUAAAUGAGUUUGUAGAACUAGUCUCGCACUUCGGACUUAAGCUCGUUGACAAGGAUGAGUCAAACACCCACUUCGCCAACCUGGUGUUCACCAAUGGCGGCAAAAAGGACAUGGUAAACAUGAAGGAGCUAACGGACAAAGGGAAGAAUAUUUUGAAGCCUUGCUUGUAUAAAAGACGCUAA